ACAUUCAGCUUUAGUCCCAUACUAACGUUAUAAGUGUUGAAGUGCAUAAGGCUUAACGCUUGGUUCUAAGUGCAGCUGAUAUUGCAAGAUGUCGACCUCAAUGAACCUGUCAUCAAGUUAGUGUUCUAAUCUUGUUGAUCUUACUGAUAUGAGAUGUGUGUUCAUGUUGUUGUGAUUUGAUCUGGAUGUAUUUGGUUGUUGCAUCAUUUAGUCUAAUAGCAUGUGGUUCAGGAGGAGGAACCAUGUUUGGGUCAGCAUUGGGGGUUCUUGCAUGGGGGAAAAUGAGCAUCAAUCCAGGCUGGACCAUAUUGGAAAGUUCUUCCUCAAGAGUGACUGUUGAUGGAUAUGCAGCAGCUCCUCCAUUGAGAUGAUUAACCAUGAUGAAGUGACGUCGAGCAGUUCGAUCAGUACAUUGACCAACAGGGUGGUCGAGACAACCACAAUAGAAACAUGAUUCAAGUAGUGUUUCAUAGUUAAGAUGAAUGACAGAAAGCUCAUCCGCAUCAAGGUAUGUACCAUGUUGGGAAGCAAUGUAAAUCAGAUCAUCACGAUUCCACAAAUGAAUAGGAAGAAAAGGGAGUCUCACCCACACAAUCAGAGAGGUCAGUUGAGCCCGAGCUGGAUUGAAGUUGGGAGUCCAUCUUCGAGCAAAAAUUUGUCCUUGAAAAGACUAGGGACGGUUGUCAAGGACAUACUAAAGGUCACCUUAAUUUUCAACGUCACCCUGCGCCUAUCAUGUCCUAGAGGAUCGAUUGCAUGCAACUACCUCAACAACACUUGCCUAACUGUAAACAGUGUAAAAGCAUCGAGCUCGAAUAGCUACCCUAGAGAGUCGCUCUCCAAAAACCUAGCCAACUAAGCAGAGCCUGCGGUUACGAUCCAAAGACGCAAUGGGCUGUUGCUUCGCGUACCCUCUAAUACAUAAGGGUUUGCGUGCUAUACCGUUCUGUAUAACAUAUAUCUGACUAAAGGGAGGCUGAACAGGAGUGGUGGUUGGUUGAAGAGAUUUUAUCAUGGAAUAUUAAUUAGCAUGUAUUCUA
This is a messenger RNA of Fragaria vesca subsp. vesca, 1040 nucleotides long. RefSeq lists its product as uncharacterized. The transcript is spliced from 2 exons. NCBI's taxonomy places the organism in Eukaryota, Viridiplantae, Streptophyta, Magnoliopsida, Rosales, Rosaceae. Bases 479 to 859 code for a protein of 126 amino acids. The record is from RefSeq and is a predicted model, not a curated record.